GCAGACGGUCGGGGCCCCGCGAGCAACCGGAGCGGGCGAGCGGCCCACUCCUCCCUCCUCCUAGGCGGCCGCCUCCUCCUCCCUUCGUCCUCCCGCCCCCACUGCGUGUGCGGCGGAGGCUCCAGGGCUCGCGCUGCCUCUUUCUCCCGCUCGCUGGGCUCCGGCUCCCACUUCUCCCCGCCGCUGCGCUCCCGGGACCCGAGCCGUCUCCGUGCUUAGCCUCGGCGGCCCACGGUGCUCCGAGAGCCUCGCAAAAGCAGCUCGCGGGUAGAGAGUGGGACGCCCCGGUCCCUUCCCCCGCUCGGGUCAGCCUCUGCCCGGCUCGCAGCACCUCUGGCUCCCUCACGGUCGGCUUGGGAGGACAGGGUGAGAAGGUGAAGUGGAAAGGACCGACAGGGCACGGGGCCAGGCGCACAGCUCACAUUGCCUUUUCAUUGAGCAAAGCCCAAGAUAAUUUUUUUUAAAGCUCUGCACGCCCCCCACCCCUUCUUCCAUUUUCUUUGCGCUUUUUAAAGGAAACUUAUUUUGGGGGUGCUUUGCGCUGGGGUAGCUGCUUUGCCCAGUAGUUGCGAAGUGCACUCGACUCGUGAUGGUGUUCCUGUCACUUUGGUUGAUAGCAGCCUCUCUGGUAGAGGUUAGGACAUCAGCUGAUGGACAAGCUGGUACUGAAGAAAUGGUGCAAAUAGAUUUACCAACAAAGAGAUACAGAGACUAUGAGCUGGUGACACCAGUUAGCACAAAUCUGAAAGGACACUAUCUUUCCCAUAUUCUUUCUGCAAAUCACAAAAAGAGGUCACCCAGGGACGUGUCGUCUAACUCGGAGCAUUUGUUCUUCAACAUCACAGCAUUUGGAAGAGAUUUUCAUCUUCGACUUAAGCCAAACACUCACUUCCUAGCUCCUGGGGCUGUGGUGGAAUGGGAAGAGACAACUCCAAGGCCUGGGAAUACCACUGACCCUGGAGAUAGCCAUACACACAGAAGCACUUUGGAAGGAAGCUGGAGAUCAGAGCCUUUGCAGACUAGCUGUGCCUAUGUUGGUGACAUCAUGGACAUUCCAGGAACCUCUGUUGCCAUUAGCAACUGUGAUGGUCUGGCUGGAAUGAUAAAGAGUGAAAAUGAAGAAUAUUUCAUUGAACCUUUGGAGAGAGGGAAGCAGAUGGAUGAAGAAAAGGGAAGGAUUCACAUUGUCUACAAGAGAUCAGCAGUGGAGCCGGCUCCCAGAGAUGCGUCUGAAGACGUCUACUACAGGGAUUCGGAUCUGGAAGGCCUUGAUGAUCUAGGUACAGUUUACAGCAACAUUGGCCAGCAGCUGAAUGAGACAAUGCGGCGCCGCAGACAUGCAGGAGAGAAUGAUUACAACAUUGAGGUGCUUCUGGGAGUGGAUGACUCUGUAGUCCGUUUCCAUGGCAAAGAGCAUGUCCAAAACUACCUCCUCACCCUGAUGAACAUUGUAAAUGAAAUCUACCAUGAUGAGUCCCUCGGAGUGCAUAUAAAUGUGGUCCUGGUACGAAUGAUCAUGCUCGGUUAUGCAAAGUCCAUCAGUCUCAUCGAAAGGGGAAACCCGUCCAGGAGCCUGGAGAACGUGUGCCGCUGGGCUUGCCAACAACAAAAACCCGAUCCGAACCACGCUGAACACCAUGAUCAUGCAAUUUUCUUAACCAGGCAAGACUUUGGGCCUGCUGGAAUGCAAGGAUAUGCUCCCGUCACAGGCAUGUGUCACCCAGUGAGAAGUUGCACCCUGAAUCACGAAGAUGGUUUCUCGUCUGCCUUUGUAGUAGCCCAUGAAACUGGCCAUGUGUUGGGCAUGGAGCAUGACGGGCAAGGUAACAGGUGUGGUGACGAGACCGCCAUGGGCAGCGUCAUGGCGCCACUGGUACAAGCUGCUUUCCAUCGCUACCACUGGUCCAGAUGCAGCGGUCAGGAACUGAAACGAUACAUCCAUUCCUAUGACUGUCUCCUUGAUGACCCCUUUGAACACGACUGGCCCAAACUCCCAGAACUCCCUGGAAUUAAUUAUUCCAUGGAUGAGCAAUGCCGUUUUGAUUUUGGUGUUGGCUACAAAAUGUGUACUGCGUUCCGAACCUUUGACCCCUGCAAACAGCUGUGGUGCAGCCAUCCUGAUAACCCAUACUUCUGUAAGACAAAGAAGGGACCCCCACUCGAUGGAACUGAGUGUGCUGCUGGGAAGUGGUGCUAUAAAGGACACUGCAUGUGGAAGAAUGCUAACCAGCAAAAGCAAGAUGGCAACUGGGGGUCAUGGACCAAAUUUGGCUCCUGUUCCCGGACAUGUGGAACUGGUGUUCGUUUUAGAACACGCCAAUGCAAUAAUCCCACGCCCAUCAAUGGUGGGCAGGACUGCCCUGGUGUUAAUUUUGAGUACCAGCUCUGUAAUACAGAAGAAUGCCAAAAGCGCUUUGAAGACUUCAGGGCCCAGCAGUGCCAGCAGCGUAACUCACACUUUGACUACCAGAAUACCAAACACCACUGGCUGCCGCAUGAACAUCCGGACUCCAAGAAAAGAUGCCAUCUUUACUGUCAGUCCAAAGAAACUGGGGACGUUGCUUACAUGAAACAACUGGUGCACGACGGGACGCGCUGCUCUUACAAAGAUCCAUACAGCAUAUGUGUGCGAGGAGAGUGUGUGAAAGUGGGCUGCGAUAAAGAAAUCGGCUCCAACAAAGUUGAGGAUAAGUGUGGGGUCUGUGGAGGGGACAAUUCCCACUGCCGAACUGUGAAGGGGACAUUUACCAGGACACCCAGGAAACUUGGGUACCUUAAGAUGUUUGAUAUACCCCCUGGGGCUAGACAUGUGUUAAUCCAAGAAGACGAGGCUUCUCCUCAUGUUCUUGCCAUCAAGAACCAAGCGACAGGUCACUACAUUUUAAAUGGCAAAGGGGAGCAAGCCAAGUCUCGGACCUUCAUAGAUCUCGGUGUGGAAUGGGAUUACAACAUUGAAGAUGACAUCGAAACUCUCCACACAGAUGGGCCGCUCCAUGACCCCGUGAUUGUCCUGAUCAUACCUCAGGAGAAUGACACACGCUCCAGCCUGACUUACAAGUACAUCAUCCAUGAAGACUCGGUGCCAACAAUCAACAGCAACAACGUCAUCCAGGAGGAGCUGGAUACCUUCGAGUGGGCAUUGAAGAGCUGGUCUCAGUGCUCCGAACCCUGUGGCGGAGGAUUCCAGUAUACAAAGUAUGGAUGCCGAAGGAAAAGCGACAGUAAAAUGGUUCACCGCAGCUUCUGUGAGGUCAAUAAAAAGCCAAAACCCAUCAGACGGAUGUGCAACAUUCAGGAGUGCACGCACCCCCUCUGGGCAGCCGAGGAAUGGGAACACUGCAGCAGAAGCUGCGGCAGCGCUGGGUACCAGCUGCGCACUGUGCGCUGCCUCCAGCCACUCCAGGAUGGCACCAACCGCUCCGUGCACAGCAAGUACUGCCUGGGAGACCGCCCGGAGAGCCGCAGGCCCUGUAACAGAAUGCCCUGCCCAGCCCAGUGGAAAACAGGGCCCUGGAAUGAGUGUUCCGUGACCUGCGGUGAGGGAACAGAGGUGAGACAGGUUCUCUGUAGGGCUGGAGACCACUGUGAUGGAGAAAAGCCCGAGUCCGUCAGAGCCUGCCAGCUGCCUCCCUGUAAUGAUGAGCCAUGCUUGGGUGACAAGUCCAUAUUCUGUCAAAUGGAGGUGCUAGCAAGAUACUGCUCCAUCCCAGGGUAUAACAAGUUAUGCUGUGAGUCGUGUAGCAAGCGCAGUGGUACCCUGCCACCACCAUACCUUGAAGAAGCUGCUGAAAUCCACAGUGAUGCUAUCUUUGGCCCUAGUGACCUCCCUAGGUCCCUAGUGAUGCCCACACCCUUCCUCCCUUACUACUCAGGGACCCGUGCUGAGAAGAAAGCCUUCAGUAGCAUCUCCUCCGUGGAGAACCCCAAUGCGGAUGCCGCCUUCACAGCCCACGGCAAAGCCAGUGGCGAGUUCCACCAGAAGAAAGCACAACAGGCCGGAAGAAAGGCGCUGGUAUCAAUACCAUCCUCCUCCUCUUCCGUAAGGACUGAUCACCUUCGUUCUGCCUCUGCUGCGGCUGCUGACCCCUCCCCUGCUAUCAGUGAUUCAAUAGGUGCUUCUCCCCAGACAAGAACCCCAAAGAAAGAUGCAAAGAGUAUUAGCAGGAGACAUCCGACCAGGUCAAUCGCCUCAAAGAGAUGAGAAAGCAGAUCAGUGGAGCUAGAAGUCAAAGGGAAUCCUGGACAGCCUCCUCCCUGCAUGGUGCAUACAGCUUGUUAAAAAGCAGUACUCUCCACAAAAGGUUUACUCACGUCCUCUGGACAUGGAAGGACAGGAAGUGCUGGUUCACUUUUUAGUUGCUUCCAUCUUUCUCCUGUUCUACAUCGACUUGUUUACCAGAAUCCAUUGGGAAAAAGCGCCAAAGACUGUUUUCGGAAGGAAAGAGCCCAGCUGCCAGUGUCCCCUGCCUUAGAAUGCCAGCAGUUGGGAAACUUAAGGCAAGAGGGUAGCCGCGGCCACCAGUUCCAGGACAGCCAGGAACAACUCUCCCCCCAAAAAACAACAAAAACGAAGAAACAGAAAGGGUUGCUCUCUUAAGGAAGAGAAGAGACUAGAGCCAAUUGUGCACAUCAGCUGAUUUGUUUUUUAAAAGUUACAGUUAAGAAAAACCCAAACAAAUGCCAGUGGUUUACGCUUCAAGAAAUUUUUGGAAAUAAUUCUUAGACUUGUAUUCCUAUUUAUCUAUAUUAGAAAUACUGUAUGAGCAAAUUUGCAACUGUCAUGUAAAUACUGUACAUUGCAGAAAUCAGUAUUAUUUUAAAAGAUGUUCUCAAAUGAUUGUUUACUAUCUUACAUUUCUGGAUGUUCUAGGGUGCCUGUCAUUAAGUAUUGCCUUAUGUGACAUUCCAUGAGUUGAUUUCAAAGCAGACCAGGAUGAAGAAGUUGGAUUAUAGCUACUGACAAUACAAAGAGGGUUUGCCAUUUGUUAUCUGUUGACACUGCAGAUGUGCAGGUGACUCAUUUAAUCUACUGCCUUCCUUUCUCGCAACAAAGGGAACAGGACUGGUGUCUUCAUGUGUUUGUGCACACAGGCUGCAGUGCCUAAGACGGCACAAGACAAAACCCAACCUUCUUGCCAUCACAUCAAAGGGCACCAUGGCGGUAUGAAGCAUCUCAGCGAUGUCCUGUCCGUGUGCUAUCAGCUGAACUUGGUAUACUGUGAGCAUCACAGAUGUGUUGUGUGUGUUCUUUCUUUCAUCGCUGAGAAAAGGAUCAUCAGGCUAGAACUGACACAUGAGUGCAUUAGUGCUUUGAGAGCAAGUUCAAGGAAGAGUCUUUGUCAUGGUUGCGAUAUUUAUUUUCUGCAUGGUUCUUAUCUAAAUGUUCCCAGUCACAAUGCAUUGGACUGCAGUACCAUGCUGGCAGUUCUGUUAGUGACCAACAUGCUCACACAAAGCCAGAAAUGCUCCCUCCAGGGACUGGAUGUAUAGUACUUGUAUAUAGGAUACAGAUCUGAAGAUAUUUAUUUUAAGAGUUGAUUUUUUUCUUGAUAGUCUUUUUAUGUCUUUAAUAUUGACACUAAUAUCAAUGACAUUUUAGUAAACUAGAGAGACAUCAUUAGGUGUGUGUGCUAUGUUCUGUGCAGAAGGGACAAAUUUAAACCAAGCACACAGCCAACUCACAGAACUAAAAUUCAACAGAUUCUUACUUUAAAAAAAAAAAAAAAGAACAAAUUUGGCAGUACUUGAUUGACUCCAGGACCUUGCAUGUACUAAGCCUCUGAGCUGCAUCUCUGUCCCCUUUUGUUUCCCAUACAGGAUCUCCUUAAGCUGCCUAGGCAGGCCUUGAACUUGUGAUCCACUUGCCACAACCUCCCAAGAAACUGGGGUUACAAGCGAAGCUUGUGUUAAAUAUUUACAUUUUUGAAAGUAGUCUAUACAGAAUUAAUGACUUGUUCCCCUUCAAGGAUGCAUAGAAUAGUCAGGAAUUCAGCUAGCUGUUAAUAAAUUAGAAACAUUCCUAAUUUACCUGGUGACGUGGGUGGUGCACACCUGUCAUCCCCUCAUUCAGAAGCUGAAGCAGGAGGAUUACGUUAAAUGUGCAGCCAGCCUGGGGCAUGUAGCGAGGCUCUGUUUCAAACAAAACAUGUUUUAGGUGUGUGAUGAGUACUUCCUGAAUUGCACUUAAAGACAAAGGUGUUGGGAGCAUGCUUUUGAAGUCAUUUUCUAAGCAUGUCUAGAAAUCCAUUACACAGACUAAAGUAGAGACGCAUUAUCCUCUCAAAGCACAGACUGGGGAGGCCUUUUAUGUUAUAACCCAUCGUAAGUCAACAGCCUAAGCUAUGACUCAAUACCUCGAAACAAUUGCUGCUACUUCAUGCAAGAAUUUUAAAUGUUGAGUUAGGUGAUUUCCUGAUAGUUAAAUCAUCCCUGGGCCUUAAAAAGUCCCUUCUCCUCUCUCUCUCUCUCUUGAAAACUUCACCGGAAUGAAAUUCUCUCUAGUUUGCUUGGCUGUACACACAUCUGGUCCACAGGGAAUCUGAAGAUGGUUACACACAUACACCUCCCAUAAGAUGUAUAUAUUCCUUCCACUUUCUACCUAUGUGCUUUUUUUUUCUACUAAGCUGAAAAGUUCCUUUUUAUCAAGGUGUACACUACUGAUGCUGUUUGUUGUAUUGGGAACACAUAGCAAUAAAAAAAAAAAAGUGAAAGAGGA
Molecule: messenger RNA, 6715 nt
Organism: Apodemus sylvaticus (European woodmouse)
Lineage: Eukaryota; Metazoa; Chordata; Mammalia; Rodentia; Muridae
Gene: Adamts3
Product: ADAM metallopeptidase with thrombospondin type 1 motif 3
Exons: 22
Coding region: 590-4201 (1203 amino acids)
Biological process (GO): extracellular matrix organization; proteolysis
Cellular component (GO): extracellular matrix
Molecular function (GO): metalloendopeptidase activity
Source: RefSeq, a predicted model, not a curated record